UUUUUUAAAUCAAAACCGAGAGCAGUUGGCAACGAGCGGUCGUGUAUAUCGGAUGGGUCAUAGCGCAGAUUCUUUUGAUUUUAUUCCAGAAUAGUGCAGCGGUAUAAAUACACACACACACACACACAGAUAAAGGUGUAUGUGGAAAGCGGGCGCAGUUAACGGUUUCGUGGCGGUGCGUGUAGAGAUGCGUGAAUCUGCUGGAUACAAAUGAUUCGAUAUCGUUUCGGUUCGGGCCAAAAAUCACACACUUUCGAAAAGAUACAUUCUGGUAGAUACAUUCGCGUACAUAAACUGUUUCAAUUAUUUUAUUGGCCUGCUCAUGGACAAAGUAAAGCCGAAUUGGAAGUGAAUCAAGUGAUGUGAAGUGAAUUAUAAACAAAACUUUUAACUGGAAGAAUAUUUUCGACUGAAAAAGAGCACCUAUGUAAACAGUCAAAAUGUCGAAGAAGCCACGUGGACACAUUCACAAAAUUCGAGAGUUUGAAUUGGAAAAGAUCCAGCUUGUGGACGAGUUUGAUAUCAUACAGAUUGUCGGUGAAGGAUGGUUCGGAAAGAUACUGCUGGUCGAGCACCGUGGAUCCCAGACUGAAAUGGUCCUAAAGGCUGUGCCCAAACCCUAUGUGACUCUGCGGGACUUCUACCGGGAGUUCCACUACGGACUCCAUUUGGGUGUACAUCGACAUAUUGUAACCACCUACGAUGUGGCCUUUGAAACAGCCGGAUUUUAUGUUUUUACCCAAGAAUAUGCUCCGCUUGGGGAUCUCACAUCGAACGUGACCGACUCGGGCGUUGGCGAAGUUUACAGCAAGCGUGUGGCCAAACAGCUGGCCUCGGCCAUAGACUACAUGCAUUCAAAAGACAUAGUGCAUCGGGAUAUAAAAUUGGACAAUGUGCUUAUCUACCGCUCGGAUUUUCAGCGCAUCAAGCUCUGCGAUUUCGGGGAAUCGUAUCCCACAGGAUCCGUGGUGGAGCGCCGUAACGAGUGGCUGCCAUACAGUCCUCCUGAAGUAUUAGAAAUCAAACCAGAGGGUAGCUACAAAGCCGAUCCCAGCCAUGAUGUGUGGCAGUUUGGCAUUGUGAUCUUUGUGUGCCUGACGGGAUGCUUGCCCUGGCAGAAGGCUGCCUCGGACGACCCUCGCUAUGUUCGGUAUUUGGCCUGGCAGGGCGGUCUUAUGAUGAUGCCUCUAAGACGAACCCCGCGUCUUUUCAAACUCCUAACGUCCAAUGCUCAGCGCAUGUUCAAGCGCUUCUUUGCCAGGAUCUCCAAUCGCCCGAAGAGCCUGGCUGAUGUGACCAAGUUCCUAGAUGACCGCUGGCUGGCCAAGACUGCUCAGAAGGAAAUGGCCGAAUACGAGACCGACGAGCUGUGCCCGUCCAUGUACUCCUUCCACAGCAGCCCAGAUGAGAAGAAUCGACUGCUGUAUACCCUGGCCGAUUGCGGGAUAGAAACGAAUGUGGAUCGACAGCAGAAGAAGAACCGCAUCAAAGACUGGAUUGAGUCGUCCAUCAUCACUGAGGAGGAUGAGGAGGAGAACGAGGAAACCAAUUCCGCCUCGCCUUCUUCGUCUGUAUCCAGGGAGCCCCUACCCGGGCACAUUUCCUCGCUGCGCAAGCAGACCUUAAGCCCCCAGGAGCCGGGCGCCAAAGAGAUCAAGAGCACCCUAAAAGAUGCCACCCAGAAGCACUUUGACCCGAGAACGGGGGCCCUGCAGCAAGGUCCCAGCGAGAUGGGCCAGGUUGGCAUGUCGUAUUCCAAGUCCGCCAGUCCCUCCUCCAACUACAGCACCACAGCUUCCACAUUGAACAAUGCGGAUAGUCUGAUGACAUUGGGAUCGCGGCAGGACCUUUUGGCCAGCAACUUGACCAUGUACACGUCCAUGGAAACGGAGCUGAAUCGUCUAGGUGAGGCUGAUCCACGUACGAUCCAGCGCUCGCUGAGCAGCAAUCCCUUGCUAACCAAAAACACCACCACCUUUGAUGUAAACACCUCCCCCGCCGCCAAAAACUCCAUAGGUGUGGGCACCCGUAGCUCGAGUCGUAGCAUCCUUAAGUCCUCCAUCGUUACCGCUGCUUAUCCCGCUUUGGGCGUCUUUAACCUUCACAACCAAAGUAAUAGCCUGCAGCUUCUAAACCAGCACCUUCAAACCUCAAGCACGACCGCAAGCGCGGGCUUUUCCCCCAACGGCAGCACGUUCUUAAGGCGAUGACUACCACCGCCGGCUAGCCAUUAAUCCUUGCCGCACUUUCAGAGCUUUGCGAUGCCCGGCACUCGAGCAGCUACGCUAACCUCCUACCGUAUGCUUCUCAAGUUAAAGACAGCGCCUACGGAUCGGCCGAUGUG
This is a messenger RNA of Drosophila bipectinata, 2344 nucleotides long. Its product is annotated as serine/threonine-protein kinase SBK1. Gene Ontology annotation, molecular function: protein serine/threonine kinase activity; ATP binding. Gene Ontology annotation, biological process: peptidyl-threonine phosphorylation; peptidyl-serine phosphorylation. The record is from RefSeq and is a predicted model, not a curated record. Lineage: Eukaryota; Metazoa; Arthropoda; Insecta; Diptera; Drosophilidae.